Molecule: messenger RNA, 2816 nt
Organism: Bombina bombina (fire-bellied toad)
Lineage: Eukaryota; Metazoa; Chordata; Amphibia; Anura; Bombinatoridae
Product: gastrula zinc finger protein XlCGF26.1-like
Exons: 3
Coding region: 84-1709 (541 amino acids)
Biological process (GO): regulation of transcription by RNA polymerase II; central nervous system development
Cellular component (GO): nucleus
Molecular function (GO): DNA-binding transcription factor activity, RNA polymerase II-specific; RNA polymerase II cis-regulatory region sequence-specific DNA binding
Source: RefSeq, a predicted model, not a curated record
CUGAGAGAUAUCAGGUAUUGAUGUAACUGGAGUGAAUAAGGGAACCUUCUUCCUGAGCACAGACAUUGGAGCCUGUUAUCAGCAUGAACUCAUAUGUGUUAGACAAACACGUGAAUAGUUCAUAUCCAUCCUUCACUACAGAAAGCAUCAGAAUGAUUCCACAAACUCCAGUAGUCUUAGACACCAAUGACUAUUCACAAACAUUGGGGAUAUCACAAAAGAUAUUAACAGACGAUGGUGAAUUGGCAGGAACUGUGCAGAAAUCAUUAUGUACAGAGAGUAAUUUAGUUAUCAAACAAGAAGACAACAUUUAUGCCUUAUCUAGUGAAAUGAUUAUCCCAGAAGAUAAACCACACACAUUUACUGAGUUUUCAAAAUAUAUUAAAGAAGGGAAAAGUCUACAGUCUAGCCAAAUGAUUCAAACAAAGGAGAAACCUUUCAAAUCUACAGAAUGUAAGAAAAGAUUUAGAUGGAAGUCUCAUCUACUAGAACACCACAACAUUUACACAGGUGAGAAACCACACACAUGUACUGAGUGCGGCAAAUGUUUUACACGAAAGAGUGAGCUGAAAAAUCAUGAAAGGAUUCACACAGGAGAAAAGCCGUUUACAUGUACAGAGUGUGGAAAAAGUUUUACACAAAAGGGUCAUCUGAAAAUUCAUGAAAGGAUUCACACAGGGGAAAAGCCUUUCACGUGUACAGAGUGUGGAAAAUGUUUUACACAAAUGGAUCAUCUGAAAACUCAUGAAAUGAUUCACACAGGGGAAAAGCCUUUCACAUGUACAGAGUGUGGAAAAAGUUUUACAGUAGAGAGUAAUCUGAAAGAGCAUGAAAGGAUUCACACAGGAGAAAAGCCUUUCACAUGUACAGAGUGUGGAAAAAGUUUUACAGUAGAGAGUAAUCUGAAAAAGCAUGAAAGGAUUCACACAGGAGAAAAGCCUUUCACAUGUACAGAGUGUGGUAAAUGUUUUACACGAAUUGAUUGUCUGAAAACUCAUGAAAGGAGUCACACAGGGGAAAAGCCUUUCACAUGUACAGAGUGUGGAAAAUGUUUUAAACAAAUAAGUAGUCUAAAAUAUCAUGAAAGAAGCCACACAGGAGAAAAGCCGUUCACAUGUACAGCGUGUGGAAAACGUUUUACACAAAAGAAUAAUCUGAAAAGUCAUGAAAGGAUUCACACAGGAGAAAAGCCUUUCACGUGUACAGAGUGUGGAAAAGGUUUUACACGUAUGGAAUGUCUGAAAAAUCAUGAAAGGAUUCACUCUGGAAAAAAGCCUUUCUCAUGUACAGAGUGUGAAAAAGGUUUUACACAUAAGAGUAAUCUGAAAAGUCAUGAAAGGAUUCACACAGGAAGAAAGCCUUUCACAUGUACAGAGUGUGGAAAACUUUUUGCACGAAUGGAUCAUCUGAAAACUCAUGAAAGGACUCACUCAGGAAAAAAGCCAUUCACAUGUACAGAGUGUGGAAAAGGUUUUACACAUAAGAGUAAUCUGAAAAUUCAUGAACGGAUUCACACAGGGGAAAAGCCUUUCACAUGUACAGAGUGUGGAAAAAGUUUUACAGAAAAGAGUCAUCUGGAAACUCAUGAAAGGAUUCACACAGGAGAAAAGCCUUUCACAUGUACAGAGUGUGGAAAACGUUUUACGCAUAUCAGUAAUCUGAAAACUCAUGAAAAGAGUCACAAAGGAAAAAACCUUUCACAUGUUUAGAAAGUAGAUACAAAGGUUUUUAUUGAAAUUGGGUAUAACAAAACACCAAAUAUUUACACACAAACUUUAUAUACACAGUGUACAAACCUUUUUACAAUUAUCCUAAAUAGGAUAAACUCUCUAAAUAGAAGCAUAAAAAGAGAUGUUAUUGUAAAUAAUACUUUUUAAAUCCCAGUUAUAAAAGACCCAGAUUGGAAGUGCUCUCCUGCUGUCCUUUGUUCUUCUAUAUAUGUGCACCUCAGUUUCUCUCAUAUCAAAGUGAUAGAAUACAAACACCACACAGGAAUAUACAGAUCUGUCCUUAUACUGACCAGUUUACACAACCAUUCACCACCAAAGCACCCCGGUGUUGUUUAUUAAUAUGCCAGUGUUAGGAGUUGUACGUUUGUUUUACAUAGGGGAGUAAAUAAUUAUAUUUACAGAAUAAAGAGUCUUUAUAUGAAUAGAGUGUUAGAGAAUUAUAUAAACAAGAACAUUAGUCUCAAAUGAUUGACAUCUGGGAGAUAUAUUUAUUGUGCACAUCAUGUGGAUAAACCUUUUCUUAUAGCAAUAGAAGCUUAGCAUUGUACAUGUUAUAUACCAGAGGAAUUACUGAGGGGAAACUGAUUUUAUUUCAUGAGACACAAUAUCAGUAACCGGUACAUACGUGAUCAUAAUCAGUUUAAUUUAAAUGGCUACUAUAACCUACAUGUAUACUGGGUAGGUAAUAUGUGUGUCAUGUGAUCAUAAUCAGUAUAAUUUAAAUGGCUACUAUAACCUACAUGUAUACUGGGUAGGUAAUAUGUGUGUCACGUGAUCAUAAUCAGUUUAAUUUAAAUGGCUACUAUAACCUACAUGUAUACUGGGUAUGUAAUAUGUGUGUCAUGUUCUGUAACUUGAUAUUAUGUCUGUUUUCAUGUUAGUUAGAAGCCACAAGAACUGAUAAUAGCACAUACUGUAUAUAUAAAGGGAACAUUAUAUGUCUGAUAAAUCCCUUUGUAUCAAGAGCACAAGUGUUAGGUAUAUUUAUACCAUUGUGUGCAUGAUGCAUAUAUCAUGUAAUGCUGCUUUUUACUAUAUAAUGAUAUACAAUGUUUUUUCAUGCAAAUAAAAAGUGAUUGUAAUCCA